AUGUCUCUCUCUCUUCCCUCUUUCGAUUCUAGUCCAUCCGUCCCGACUCCAAAGGCGAGCAUUUUUUUAUGAAUUCAGUUGAAAAAAUAUAUGAUGAGCACGAAAACAAUGAACACUUUUUUUUAAAAAUUUUUCUAUGAUUGGAUUUGACCUCGAGUUUCCCUACCAAAAAGCGUAUAAUAGUCAAAUACCGGAUUUUUUUUUUCAACGUGCGUGAAAAAGAUUUACAAUAAUUUGCGUGAAAUGACUUUUUCUGGACAUCAUGAACGUUUCUCAAAAUAUUCAUUGCGAAAAUUAUCUUCAGCUCGAGCGGACGCCGCAGAGUCCGCAUACUCAAUACUCGAAAAAGUUGAUUCUGUUUGCGAUUUUGGCGAUUUCGUUCUCUGUGAUCCUCACCAGCAUCAUCACCUGCAUCUUCACCUACCAUAUCACCUUGAAUUUGACGAGUUCUAUGGGUGCCAGCAAAACUGGGUACUAAUUACUUGUUUAGAAACAUGAUUUAGGCUAAUUUUGCAUUCAAAAAGUUUUUUUUAAUGUUUAAUUAGCAAAUUUCGAGGUAGCUUGUCAAGUUUGAUUCACCCGAUCCGUAUAUUAAGGAACGAAACAGAUCUUCAGACAGGUUUUCGGUGCCUCAAAACGAAAAUGCGAUUACUUUUAUGAUGUAUUCCUUUGAAAUCGAAUGGAAUAAAACUUGAAGUUGAAAUAAACAGCGAUUUUACACAGGAAAAAAUAUUGCAUGCUUUUCUUCCAUAUGUUUAACUUUUAGCGAUACCAACAAUCCCGUUGAAGGUGGUGGAAAACCUGGAGCCACACAAAAGCCAGAAACCGAAAAACCAGCCGAGCCUGAAAAACAGCCUAAACCACCGAAACCCGAGAAAAAACCGAAACCGGGGAAAAAACCUAAACCCGGAAAAAAGCCUAAGCCCGAAAAACCUAAGGAUCCCACUUCAGAAGUUUCGGCUAAAGAUUUGCGACUUCCACACAGCAUUCUCCCAGGUAAUACACUGAAUUAAUUUAAAACAUCAAUCUAAAAUUGAAAUUUCCUUCUGAAGUUAAAGCUGAAAAGACGAACAAAAAGUUUGUCUUUAUAGUUCACUACGAUUUGACGAUCAAAACCAACAUCCCGGGCUACCCGGGCGUGCCCGAGGACAAGAAGUUGAGCUACGAUGGUCAGGUUACAAUGCGGCUGAAGGUGAAAGAGCGAGUGAGCAAGAUAACUCUCAAUUCUGUCGGGUUCAACUUCACAACGGCUGAGUGUUCUGUAACUUCUGUGAGUUCUUCAGAGACCCAGAAAUAUUCUAGGUCUCAUAUUUUUAGAAAGGAAAGAAUAUUCCAAUUUCUUCGAUCGAAAACGCAGUAAAGCUCGAGAUGAUUUACAUCAACUUGGGUGAACCGCUCGAAGAAAAUCAAGAAGCUGAGCUCAAGGUUAGAUGAAACUUUGAUUUUAGAAAAAAAAAAAAUGAAAAUUGAAAAAAGGAUCGAUAACAAAGCAGAGAAAACUAAAGAGGUGCCUGAUGAACAGAACAAUCUUAUUGUCUGGCGUUUCUUUGGCUCGUUAGAACUUUCUCGCUCCAAACUCAUUCAAAUUCGCUUCGCGUCGUUAACUCGAGAAUUGAAAAUCUCAAAAUGCAAAUGUAAUUAAACAAAGGCAUCCCCUCUUCAGCUCGUUUUUUCCAAUCCCUAUCGAGAAGAUCUUGUUGGACUUUACUACAGUGUUUACACCGAGAAUGGAAAAAUGAAGUUCGCCUGUACCAUGUAUGGAAAUUAUAUUGAUUUUUUUGAAGGUACGCAAUUACCACUCAAAUGGAGCCUUCUGACGCCCGGAAAAUGGUUCCAUGCUAUGAUGAGCCCGAUUUGAAGGUUUGUCGGCCUUCAUAGGGAUUUGAGAAGGAAUGAGCACAAAUGGGACAGGGGGUCAAUGUCAAAAGAGCUGUGAAAAUUAAGCUAAAAAGCGUGCUGAAAAAAAAGCCAGCCUUUGGCAAAUUUGAGUUUCAGGCCAAUUGGACUGUCACAAUUAUCCAUCCGACUGGCACCAAAGCUAUUUCGAACGGAAUUGAACAAGGCGAUACGAUGUGAGCAUUUAUUUAUACGAUACGCCAGAUCAGAAGUUUAGGAAUUUCUAGAAAAUUAAUUUCCUCUUUAAAAGGAAAUUAAAAAUGCAUCAACGUGAUAAGUCACUUUAGAGUUGACAAGAACUUCACCUCGACCAAGUUCAAGACGACGCCGAAGAUGUCGUCCUACUUGCUCGCUCUUUUCGUCUCCGAGUUCGAUUACGUCGAGAAAAAGACGAAAAAUGGAGUCAGGGUCAGUCCCGACCUCCCAAACCCUCCCAACUUCUCAAUGGGCUUCAGUUCCGGAUUUAUGCGCGUCCCGAAGCGAAACACCAGCUACAGUACGCCCUGAACGCCGGCGUCAAGUGCACCGAGUACUACGAAGAGUACUACGGAAUCAAGUUUCCGCUCGAGAAACAGGACAUGAUUGCCGUUCCUGAUUUUGUGACUGGAGCCAUGGAGAACUGGGGAAUGAUUGCUUACAGGUAUAGUCAGGUACACGGCUCACUUGGAACGCUAAGGCGGUGGCUUGUCUGUGAUUUCCUGAACCAGACACUAUCUCUUUUAUUAUGGUGUCAGGACCAUUUUUGCGAUGGCUCAAACCAUAUGUCUUUCUAUGCGGGAUGACAGUCGUGCAUAUCUCAACUUGCACAAAUUAAUGUUUUUAAGAGCAGAAAAAUGGAUCUUCUGGUCAUUUCACGGGUAAAUCCGAAAGUAAAAAUACUUCCUUGUUUUUUUGUGAUUUUCCGACAAACAAAAAACUCAUUCUAGAGAAACUGCACUGCUCUACGAUGAAAAUAUCUACACUUCUCAAGCCAAACGUCGUGUUGCUGUAGUGAUCGCUCAUGAACUCGCCCAUCAGGUCGGUCAUCUACUAUCCAAAUUCGUUUAAAAACAUGAUUAUCAGUGGUUCGGAAAUCUGGUCACGAUGAAAUGGUGGAACGAUUUGUGGCUAAAUGAAGGUUUUGCGACCCUCGUCGAACACAGGGGGACUGACGUAAUCAGUGACGGAAACUUCCGAAUGGUGAGAACAUAAUCGAUAAUGUGAAAGAGAUUUUUCCGUUCAGACCGAAGAAUUUGUAAAUGUUGCUCUAUCUGAGUCGUUGUCUUAUGAUUCCAGAGCGAUGAGCCAUCCUCUUUCUUUCAAAAUCACCAAAGCGGUUGAAGCCAGCAAAGCUUUCGACAUGAUCUCUUAUUCGAAAGUAAGAAACAUUUCCAAGGGAUUUUAUCUUCUUGCUUUCCCUGCCCACCACUCGAAGAAAUUAUUUUCCAGGGUGGUUCUGUGCUUCGGAUGCUGAGACAAGUUAUCGGAGAGAAAAACUUCCAGAAGGGACUUCAGGUAGACUUUUACAUGAAAUAUAAUUCGAUUUUCAUUCUCAGCAUUACCUCAACCUGCACAAGUACAGUAACGCCAAGGCCGCAGACUUGUUCAAAGCUCUGAACAAAAAAACGCCAGAAUCAAUAAUCGGACCCAACGGUGGGAAACUGGAUGUCAUCAACUUUGCCGAGCAGUGGACCACUCAGGUUUCAACACAAAAUAAUUUUCAAAUAGUUCAUUUCGACAAUUUUUAGCUUGGCUACCCGCUUCUGACAGUGACUCGUGAAGAUGAGAACACCAUUAAAGUGACCCAAGAACGGUUCAAAUAUGAUAAAGACGCUUUGGAGAAGCGGAAAUACAGAAAUCCCAAAUAUGGGUACCUCAAUGAUCACGUCCUCUUUUUCUAAAUAUCUUCGAUUCAGUUUCAAAUGGGACGUUCCGGUGUGGUACCAGGAAGCCGGAGACAAGACGAUCAAGUUUGCUUGGCUCAAACGCGGUAUCUCUCGUUCAUUCUUGUUUUAAAGAUAGGAAAGUUCAGACGAGCCGCUCUUCUUGAAAACCAAGUCGGCGGUUGUUCUGAACGCCGACUCUUUCGGUUUCUACCGUGUCAACUACGAAAAUGCCGAGUGGAAGAAGAUUGGGGCUCUGUUGGUCAAAGAUCAUGAAGUUUGCAAGAAAAGCUCGCUCUGAAGAAAAAGCUUUGCAACUUCAGAAGUUCUCGGCAAAGACCCGAGUCCGCCUGAUCGAAGACAUCUUCAUCUGCGCCCAAGUCGAUCUGGUCGAGUACGAACUCGCGAUUGACUUCAUCCAGUAUAUCACCGAGGAGAAGGUUGAUCCAAAUUUUAAGUCCAUCGGGAAAUAGUUCAAACUUUCUAGGAAUACUAUCCCUGGAGCACUGUCCUUUCUCAGAUUGGUGAAAUUAUUGCAAAGUAUAAAAGUGAUCCCGAAGUUGAGCCGAUCAAAGUUUGUUUCUGUCGUUCCCAUAUUCCAGUUUCAUUCUUUCAGAAAUACCUUGCCAAAAUUUUGUCGAAGAACUACGCAACCAGCAGCUUUGAUUACAUGGCGAAGAACUACAAAAACGACCAGAAGUUCUUCGAUGUGUUCGUUUUAUUGUCGCUCCUGAAAAGUCAUAUGCUCUUUAUCUUGGUCCUAGAAACCCCAAAGCCCAAAAAUGUCUACUUUUUCGGCUCUAACAUCAUUCCUGCGACUCAAUCUACUAAGGAUCUUGGUGUAAUUAUCGAUGAAAAAUUGUCUUUUUCUAACCAUAUUCAUAAAGUCUCCGCUUUAGCCCUUCUGAGAUCCAAACAACUGUUAAAUUCUUUUCGUUUUCUCUCACCGUCCUUAUAUUUUAAACUUUAUAAUUGCUAUGUUCGUCCAAUUUUAGAAUACUGUUCUGAGGUUUUCAACCCUCCUCUAAACUCUGAUCUAUCUUAUAAACUAGAAAGUUCCUUACGUUUCUUCUCUCGAGAAGUUUUUAUUAGAUGCAAUCUUAGCUUCACUUCAUACCAAGACAGAUUAACUCAAGUCAAUGUUCUUCCGCUUUUUCAACGUCGUCUUCUUCUUGAUAUUUUUCUCUCCAUAAAAAUUUUUUUUUAAAAAUUGAUCAUUUUCCAUCAAUUGACAACUUUAUUUCCUUCUCUCGGCUAGGUAGACAUCCACUUCGGUUACAAACUAGGGGUUCAUUAUCAGAUAACUUCUUUUCGCGUCAUAUAACUCUUUGGAACAUAUUAAUAACCAAAUUAAAUUUUUCGUGCCACCCCAAAACUUUAAAAGAUAAAUUAUCUAGGAUAGCUGUUAGCGAACUUAUUAUCAACUUGAAAACCAAGUCGGCCCCAAUCGUCUUUUUAUAGUUUAUCAUUUUUUUGUUCUUCUCUUUUGCGAACGGUCGCCAUGCUGCUCGUUAGGGCACCAUAUGACCUUCUUAGCUUUGUUGUCUGUCCAAUGUUAUAUUAUUUCCUUUCUAUCUGUAUCUUAAUUAUUUGCGUUGUUCUGACAAUAAAGAAAUAAAUUGUCCUAGGAGAUCGAUUUCUGGUUUUUUUUAGGUUACUUAUGUCGGAGGUCAUGGCGACUGAAUGCAGACUUGACGACGAAGAUUGUGUCAAAAAAGCCUCGGAUCUUUAUACCGACCACGUUGAGCCGAAUUGCAAGGGAAUCGACCAAAAAUCUUCCACCUGCAACAAGUCACUUAUAUUUCUUUUUCAACCAUGAUGAGACCUCCUAUUUGAGAAAGUUUCAAAUAAGCUCGCUGUAGUAAACAAUUUCAUACUGUUAAUGGAAAUUUCGUCAAGGCAAAAAGUUAUUGUUACAUGUGUAACCGAAAUUACGGGGAGUUUGAUAUUUUACAUGAAUUCUCGUCUUCAGACUCGCGGCCCCACUACGAUUACACGCCUACUGUUAUGGAGUCAAAAAAGGCGGUAUCAAGGUUUUCAACAAGGUCUGAGAAGGAAAACGGGCAAGAGAAAAUGGGGUUUUUCUAGGUUUUCGAAUGGUACCGAAAUGAAAAUGUCCAGCGAGAAAAGGAGAAUUUGCUCAGUGGCAUGGCCUGCUUGGACGAUAUUCCUACCUUGAAAAAGUUGGACUUACGAAUUGUUUUUUUCGAAUUUAAAAAGGAGAGUCAUCGGAUAACAUUUACAAAUAGAUGCGAUGGGAAAAUUCAAGCGAUUAUGAAAUAAAAAAUGAGGUUCCUUUCUUUUAUACAGCCAACUUGAAGCUGUACGCAUUGGAAAUUCGAAAGAUUUCGAUUCAAACAAUAUCUAUUGUUAUGAACCCUCUCAUCAGCAAGACGCAACAAAAAGUAGCUAAAAAAAAUAGCAAACUUUUUCUCAGAAUCCUUCUCAAUGCGAUGGACAACGAAAAAAGCGAUUUCCGAAUUCAAGAUCUUUCUUCUGUAUUUGCGACCGUCGGUGGCAACAAACUCAGCUCAGAGUUUUUCCUCAACUUUUUGAUCACCCGCUGGGACGAUCUUCAAGUCCGGUGAGGCUCCCUCAAUCGCCUUAAUAAUAAUAAUAAUAAUAAUAGUUUAUUCACUGCCAUAAAAAAAAACAUUAGGUAGCCUUCGAGUAUUCUCUUCAAUUUUUCAGUUUGAAAAAAGAUAUGAAGGGAUUCCGUCGCAUUAUAAAAGCUCUUACAAAAGGUAUCGAUACUCCUUCGGAACUUGCUCAGGUAAGAAAAAUCGGAAGUUUCUUCAAUGAGGUUUUCCAGCUGAAAAGCUUCCUCAAAACGACGCCGUCGGCUAAGAAAGUUAGCGUUUUCGGCGGGAUCCUGAAGAGCCUUACGAUGAAAAUUGCCUGGCGCCAGAAAAACCUCAAGAAACUCUCCGACCACUUCGCCCAGCUCCUUCAGAAGUCUCCGUGA
Molecule: messenger RNA, 6723 nt
Organism: Caenorhabditis auriculariae
Lineage: Eukaryota; Metazoa; Nematoda; Chromadorea; Rhabditida; Rhabditidae
Source: the annotation of a GenBank genome assembly